Messenger RNA from Saccoglossus kowalevskii, 1614 nucleotides. RefSeq lists its product as uncharacterized. Lineage: Eukaryota; Metazoa; Hemichordata; Enteropneusta; Harrimaniidae. The record is from RefSeq and is a predicted model, not a curated record.
AUGCCAGACACACAAGCUGAAGAAAGCAUCACCAGGCUGAAGUUGACUCGCCGUGGUCAACGAGCGCACAUGACGAAACUUUUCACCCGAGCUGAGGAAGUCAUCGACAAAUACUCCGAAGAAGCUGACAAAACAACAGCAUACAACUUACUCGUGGCACUCAACAAGCAGCUCUCUGAUAAGUAUCACGCACUCAACGCAACUGAAGAGAAGAUACUCAACCUCACCGACGAGGCAAACUACGAUACAGUGAGUGAAGCGUCAUGCGAUUACCAGUCCGAGAUCUACGAAAGAAAUCAUCGGAUCACCACUUUCAUAGAAAACCAUCGUCCCAACACCGGUAGCAACAAUGGAGCAUCCGGUAUCGAUCAUACACCCCGUGGGAGAUCUAAGAAUACGAUUGCUUUGCCGAAGUUACAACUACAAACAUUUGAUGGUAACUCGCUAGAAUGGGUGAGUUUCUUUGACUUGUUUAAAUCGUCCAUUCACGAAGACACCAGUCUCGACAAUAUUCAAAAGUUCACAUAUCUACGAAGUUUGUUAACUGGCAAGGCAAGUCAUACUAUAUCGGGUUUAGCCCUCACCGAGGCCAACUAUGAACAUGCCGUGGACUUACUGGUCGCUAGAUAUGGACAAAAACAUUUAUUGAUCGACGCCCAUAUGACCGCAUUGUGGCAGUUGCGACAACCGUGCAACGAUAUCAUUAGUUUGAGACAUUUCUACGAUUCUAUUGAGAGUAAUGUUCGAGGCCUUCAAUCAUUGGGUAAGAAUGAAUCCACAUAUGGGGAACUACUCGUACCGAUGAUAAGGGAUAAGUUGCCUGCAAACAUCCGCCAACAAAUAGCUCGGGAUCGUGGGGAUGUUGCGUGGAAUUUACCCGAUUUGCGUAAAGCUAUACUACGAGAGAUAAACGUUCUUCAAGCCGGAUGUUCACUGGAAGAACUAUCUAUAGUGAAUGCGCCGAAUCCACCAGAGAUCACAGCCGCUUUUCACACUCACGUCUCAACGGGCCAAACAUCGAAAUCACAACAAGAGCCACGACAUACACGAAAAGUUUGCCCAUUCUGCAAAGGUGCACAUCACGCCGCUGAAUGUCGAGUCAUCAACGAUACGCGUCAACGCUUGGACAUUAUUCGCAAAAACAGACAAUGUUUUAACUGUUUUGGAAAACACAGGGUAGCUGACUGCAGAUCUCGAUACACUUGUCGAAUUUGCAAAAGAAAACACCACACAAGUCUUCAUUUUGAAGAAUCCGCGUCAACUUCGAGUCCCGCUCCGAGUCAAACAAAGAAAUCACAAACCGCGGAUGCCACCACGGAAGUUAUUACUGUGAAUUUUACCAAAGUGUCGCCACUUCCGGAUAAGAACUAUUUCAAUAAUGACCGUUGUCAAGACCAAUAUCCGGACACUUUAGCAACUAAACCUAAGAAUGCGGGGCCGGUUUUAUUGAAAACUGCCAUAGUUCCUAUUUCUGUGAGGAACGACCAACCCAUUAAUGCUGUCGUAAUGUUCGACGAGGGAGCCAAUGCUACGUUCAUUUCUGCGAAAUUCGCUCGUGAACUUUCUGUCACAGUUACUAAGAAGGAAAAUAUUAACCUUGCGACAUUUUGGUGA